This is a messenger RNA of Formica exsecta, 1456 nucleotides long. It is a transcript of the gene PIH1D1, whose product is annotated as PIH1 domain-containing protein 1-like. The record is from RefSeq and is a predicted model, not a curated record. The transcript is spliced from 7 exons. The coding region runs from base 182 to 1093 and encodes 303 amino acids. NCBI's taxonomy places the organism in Eukaryota, Metazoa, Arthropoda, Insecta, Hymenoptera, Formicidae. Gene Ontology annotation, cellular component: R2TP complex; cytoplasm; ribonucleoprotein complex. Gene Ontology annotation, biological process: box C/D snoRNP assembly; rRNA processing.
CAAAAAUAAAACGGACAAAGUAUAUCGGUGUAAACUAGGCCAAAGACUACGUCUAUGGUGGUAUCUUCUUUUUCAAUUAAAAAAAAAGAAUUAAUUUAUACUACAUUGAGAUAUUUGAGUUUGUAGUAAUUGCUAAGAAAAGUAAAAACUGUUUAUUUUAUCUCUCGUUAGAAAGAUAAUUAUGAAUGACGCCAAAUUUCUCGAUAUUGACGAUUCUAUCAAAAUGAAAAAUUUGUUACUACCAGAUAAAGAUAGAGAUGCUUUAAAUCAGCAGAUGGAUGUGUUAAUGAAACAGUUUGAUUCGAAAACUUCUAUCCUUGUACAACCUAUUCCUGGUAUCUGUGUAAAAACAAGAACAGCUGACAGAAAAAAAAGUUUUGUAAACAUAUGUGUAUCUGAUAAAAUUCCACCACCAGAAGAUAUAUCCGAUAUCAAACUAUUUGAACUUUUAAAUGAUGAAGUACCUAAUUAUGUUAUACCAAUGAGUAUAUAUGCUGAAAGGAUGGAAGCUGAUAAAUCUGGUAUACCCAGUGCAACAUACGACGUCAUGAUAAAUGAAGCGUAUUUUAAAAAGUGCCAAGAGAAAAAACAUUUCAUGGCAUUUACGAUAUUAGUUAUACUGAGUGGAGUGGCAGAUAAAUUUGAGAAAAAACUGGAUACGGAGAAUUAUGUUAUUCUUAAAAAUCGAACAGUAAUGGGGAAAUUGCAACAGCAUACAAUAGAAAAUCGCGAGCUUAAAAAGCCGCAAGACCACAAGCCAUUGAUUGAAGAAAUUUCGAGUUCUAUGACACCUAUCAUUAACACAAUUAAUAUACAAGAUAAAAAUACAGCAAAAAUGGAUUAUGUAAUUUUAAGAAAACCAUCAAAAGGUCCAGCUGAGCAUUUAAUAGUUUUAUUUGACAUGUCAAGAAGCAUUUCAGUUGAGGAUGUAGUAGUACUGAUUAAUUCUGAUCGCAUAAAUGUCACGGAUAAGAAAGCUUAUUGUUCUUAUGAUAUUUUACUUCCAUAUACACUUGAAGCAAAUAGUGCAAAAGCCUUUUUGGAUUAUAGUAUUAUGGUAUUACGAAUAGAUACAUUAAUAAAACAAAAAUAAAAAGUAUAAAUACUGAAAUGAGAUUCUACUUUCGCAGUUCCCUUUCUAAAAAAAAUUUUAAUUUUAUCAAAAUAAUUAAAAUUUUAUUUACAAUUCAAAAGCUUCUAUUAAUUUCUAACUUACAAAAUAUAUAUAUGCUCUAUAUCAAUUAAUAUUAUUUUCUUUUUGGAUCUAGAUCUCUUAGUAAAAAAAUAAUAAUGCUUAAUAAAUAAACAAGAUAUAAAAUAUAUUUCGCAGAACAAUAUAAAUUGAACAAUAAGUUGCAUAUUAAGUUUUUCAUAUUUCUGUAUAAAAUGCCGGUCGUUCGAUACCUAUCGUGCCAAAAAUUUGUGGCAACAAAUAUACUGUAAUUAUACCUAUCAU